Messenger RNA from Acaulospora morrowiae, 190 nucleotides. The record is from the annotation of a GenBank genome assembly. Lineage: Eukaryota; Fungi; Glomeromycota; Glomeromycetes; Diversisporales; Acaulosporaceae.
UGAAUCUGAAUCUGAAUCUGAAUUAGAAUCAAAAAUAGGAAGUGCCACCUUCCCUAAUAGGAACAGGGCUAGUGAACACCUAGGGAUUCCUUAUACAACUCUCUAUAUGUACAUUAAAAACUGGCCGGCAAUCCAGACUGAAUUAGUCCGGAUGCUCGGGUCUUCAAAAUUAACGAAGUCUCUUACAUAG